Rhinichthys klamathensis goyatoka is the source of this 944-nucleotide messenger RNA. Its product is annotated as C-factor-like. Lineage: Eukaryota; Metazoa; Chordata; Actinopteri; Cypriniformes; Leuciscidae. The record is from RefSeq and is a predicted model, not a curated record. Bases 66 to 842 code for a protein of 258 amino acids. The transcript is spliced from 6 exons.
GCUAAGUUCUCUUGGUUGUACGUACAACACAAGGCAGACAGAAGCAGCUUGAUAACCAUAAGAACAUGGCAGCAGUGAAAGCAUGCAAUAUCUUGAUCACAGGAGCCAACCGGGGCUUGGGCUUAGAAAUGGUUAAGCAACUCUCUGAGGAUUCUUGUCCAAAACGCCAUAUUUUUGCUACCUCCCGUGACCCAGAUGGGCCAAAGUCUGAGGCACUGAGAGAACUGGUGAAAAAGCAUCCAAGUGUGAUCACUAUCAUACGUCUUGAUGCUGAUGAUCCAUGCAGUAUCAAAGAGUCUGCCAAGAAAGUGGGUUCUCUCGUAGGAAAGAACGGCUUGAACCUGCUUGUGAAUAAUGCUGCGAUCGUGGCAAAUGGCACCAUUCUGACCAGCCGUGUUGAGGACAUGAAAAACACCUUCAACACUAACGUGAUAGGACCCUUACUAAUCAUUAGGGAGUACCUACCUAUUCUAAAAACAGCGGCCAAAGCCAGUGGGACACCAGGCAUGUCCUGUAAUAAAGCAGCUGUCAUCAAUAUCUCCACUCUUGGAGGAUCCAUGACCAGAAUGCCGUCCCUGUACGACCAAUUCCCAGUGUUGCCAUAUUGCGUGAGCAAGGCAGGAUUUAACAUGCUGACUGUGUUGGCUGCUGUGGAGUUAAAGGUGAAUGAGAUCCUCUGCAUGGCACUUCAUCCAGGAUGGGUGAAGACUGAAAUGGGUGGAGAAGAGGCACCACUUGAACCAAAAGAAAGCGUGGAGGGAAUGCUGCGUGUCAUUGGCAGCCUUACUGAGAAACAGCACGCUGCAUUCAUGAACUACACUGGAGAAACUUUGCCCUGGUAAAACAAAAGAACCUCCCCCUUUAGAGGUCAUGAUCCAGGUCCAAACUGCCCUAUUUUAUCUAUUUGUCAAACAAGGGCACACCUAUUCAUUAGCACUUAGUUU